This is a messenger RNA of Plectropomus leopardus (leopard coralgrouper), 4707 nucleotides long. RefSeq names its product abhydrolase domain containing 17C, depalmitoylase (gene abhd17c). Gene Ontology annotation, molecular function: palmitoyl-(protein) hydrolase activity. Gene Ontology annotation, cellular component: endosome membrane; plasma membrane. The record is from RefSeq and is a predicted model, not a curated record. Lineage: Eukaryota; Metazoa; Chordata; Actinopteri; Perciformes; Serranidae. Gene Ontology annotation, biological process: protein depalmitoylation; regulation of postsynapse organization.
CAUCAGCAACAAAUCUUGGCGUAUAGUAGGUAACGUGGAUGUCUUUCAUUGACCGUAUUGUUCUGUUGAGGACUUGUCGCUUCACUGUUUGGUUCUGUAAAAUUAUGUUCAUUCAAAUGUUGCGUCUUUGUAGAUCUCAUGAAGUGUGAAUUGUGCUGUUAGCUAACGUUAGCUGCCAGCCGGCUAGCGAGUUACCGUUAGCUGCCAAGCUGAGAGACCGAGACACCGGUCACCCAACACUGCUCGGUCAGCGCUGUCAAUGGGAAAUAUAUAGGACACCAAGUCGGAAGAGAACGGUCUUUUUAGUAUUAACGUACGUGAACUGACCGGGGAACCCCGUGCCUAAAUGCCCGAACAAGGUCCCAGGAUGAACGGGUUUUCUCUCGGCGAGCUGUGCUGGCUGUUCUGCUGUCCGCCCUGUCCCAGCCGUAUCGCAGCUAAGCUAGCUUUCCUCCCACCGGAGCCCACCUACUCGGUGCACACCGAUGCUAACGGGGUAACUAGCUUGCAUUUAACGGAACGUGCGGACUGGCAGUACUCUCAGAGAGAGCUGGAUGCGGUGGAAGUGUUCAGCACCAGGAGCAGCCGGGGGAACCGGGUCGGCUGUAUGUUUGUGCGUUGCGCUCCGAACAGUCGGUACACACUGCUGUUCUCCCACGGUAACGCCGUGGACCUGGGCCAGAUGUGCAGUUUUUACAUCGGCCUCGGCUCCAGGAUCAACUGCAACGUGUUCUCCUACGAUUACUCAGGCUACGGAGUCAGCACCGGCAAGCCCUCAGAGAAGAACCUGUAUGCAGACAUCGAGGCGGCCUGGCAGGUUCUCAGGAACAAGUAUGGUGUAACCCCUGAGAACAUCAUCCUGUAUGGUCAGAGUAUCGGCACUGUGCCUACCAUCGACCUGGCUGCUCGCUAUGAAUGUGCUGCUGUCAUUCUACACUCCCCGCUCAUGUCAGGGCUACGGGUGGCCUUUCCUGAUACACGGAAGACCUACUGUUUUGAUGCCUUCCCCAGUAUUGACAAGGUUUCCAAGGUGGCAUCCCCAGUGCUAGUGAUCCACGGUACGGAGGACGAGGUGAUCGACUUCUCCCAUGGUUUGGCCAUGUACGAGCGCUGUCCCCGCGCUGUUGAGCCCCUGUGGGUGGAGGGAGCCGGCCACAACGACAUUGAACUGUACGCCCAAUACCUGGAGAGACUCAAGCAGUUCAUCUCCUUUGAGCUCCCCACCUCCUGAGGGGAGCUCGGCACUCUAGCCCGGGUUCAUCUCAACACACUCAAGAAGCCGCCUCUUUAUCAUCUCCCAACUUCCUCUGUUUGCAUGGGGCAGGGCUGGAGUGAGCUGGUCACACUCCUCUCCGCUGUCCUGUGAGCCAUUUCAGGAUAGGAAUGUGUGGUGGACCGGAGGUGGAGGGGGUUUUAGAUUGUUGAGGUGCAGCCGAGAGUGAGGCCAGUACUGACCAGGAGUGAAGCUUUAGCUUGACACGUGCUGUCCCUCAAAGCUGGCUGGUGUUCCACAUGUGGACGCAGUUUGCCAGUGAGCCCAGGCAGGCAGUGUUCGCACUUGCUUCUCAGUGUCGGUUCAUUUCUCACCUGCAGCUGUCCUUCCUUCACUCUGCCUGGCUGAGCCUCUGUGUGCCACUGUCUCUCACUGUGACCCUCAGCCUCUCACUGCUCCCUGCUCCUCCCUCUGUUUCUCCCACAGUCCUCGCUUCUCUUUUGACCAAGUCUUUGCAGUGUUCAAACUUGAUUUUUGUAUUCUUUUAUACCAGGUGAAGAAGUAUCAGUUUUGCACCUCAAGAUGCAAUUGAAGUUUGUUUUGUUUUGUUUUUUUUUACUUUUUCUGUAUUUUUAAGUUAUCAUUCAGGGUUUACCAAACAAUUGCACUUUUAAUGUGCAGAUAUUUUCAGGUAAUGAUUUUUUUCUGUGUUUGGACAUGUAUGUAUAUGUUGAUUUCUUUUGUCAUGUGCAUUCCAUGUUUACUUAAUGGCAGGUCAAACUUUUUAUCAGCUGGCGUGUGUGUUUAAAAGCUGUUAACCAGGGUGCUCACCUGCACAUCUGGACUUUGUAACUGUGAUCUUUGUAGUCCUGAUGCAUGCUUCUCUCACACAUAAUGCCAAACUUCAUUGAGAAAUUAAUUGUAGUCCUUGAAUGUUUUGGAGCCACCAGUAAAUUCAGCAUACAGUCAGUACCUUUAGUUUUUAAAGUGGUAACAUUUACAAGUAGUUUUGCUGUUAAUGGUGCAUAUAAUGCACCAUGGAAGGCUGUUAUUAAAAUAGAUUGUGAUUGGUGGCUCAUUUAUAUGUAUCAUGCUGAAUUUAACACAGAAUUUGUAGGAUGCCUCAGCAGGUCAUUAAGUGAACGGAUUGGAUCAAUCGAUCAAACAUCUUGACCCUCAGCACCUGGUGAAGCCAUUGGUAAAAAAGGAAAAUUGCACCAUAACCCACAGGCUAAUUAUCGUGGUCAUUUUGUGUCUGCAUCAAAGUUCUCACUUUCUGCAUCUGUAAAUUGUAUCACACCAGGGGCCAGAUGCAUAAACACUGUACACCCAAAAACCAUCCAUACGCCUUUCCUCCAUACAUAAACUGGUAUUUAUAAAGGAGGAAUGUGCGGUGAGAAUGUGCACGCCCCAUGUAUUCUACACACAGUUUGAGCUUAGAGAGCUGCAGUUAAGAAAUGGAAAGACAUAUUUUAAUGUUGUUUACUGGUUCUGUUAUUGUUGUUUUAUUCUUUUUUUGCAGCUUACACAGCAAUCUGUAAAAUGUCAAUCAAAAGGACGCUUAUAAAGUUAAUUUUAAAUUUUGAGUGAUACAUAUACAUUUCAGCAUUAUUAUGUGGAGCAUUUUGUUAAGUUAGUUUCCACAUGAGCGCUCUGAACAAAUUAUUGAUUCUUCUGACAUUUCAUAAUGAUGACUGAGAUUUCACCGCAACAAUGAUUUGCACAAAUGUAAAUUAAUGAUACAGACGCUACAAAUAUCGACAGCUGUGCGUAAUGACAGCAGCUCUGGCACCGUUGGAGAACCUCGCCGAUGCAACACAGUUGGUGAAAUUGCUCCUUCUUUACAAUUUUCUCACUGACAGGUGUAAUGAUGGUGAAGGGGCACGUGUCAAUAUGCAAACACAUGUUUAAGGGCGUUUCUAUGUCCAUUUAUAGUCAACUGUGAGUGUAGAAAAGAGGCUAGUGCCCGUGCGCCACAAUGAUUGAGACUUACUGUAUCAGGUGUACACACGGCUUUAUAAAUCUGACCAAAAACAAUGCAUUUGCAUAGUUGUGCCUGUGUGCGUACAGAGCUUUAGUGGUGAAUCUACAGAGUUGUAUGCAUCUGGCCCCUGGUGUGUCCCCUCGCCUCAAAGCAACACAGCAAUGAAUAUCCCAAAUGUUGGCCAGUGCAAAGGCUUACCUUCAUAGAGGAGAGGGCAGCAGGCAUCGGGGCUACACUUUUGUAAAGUGGAGAUCAUGUGCUAAUAAGACUUGACAACUGGUUCAAAUGGAAAUACACCUGACUGGGUACUGUAGAGUGAAGCUGGGGAGCAUGGUGCAGAGUUUACCUGCAGGAAGAGGACACUGAACUGUGAACUGUGAACUCUGCUCCAUGUCAGCGUCUUCACAGUGAACAUGCUGCUGCUGGGUUCAGCUGUUAUCAGUCAUUUCACACUAUAAAAUAGGCCUUAUGUUGGUAAACAUUUCACCCGGUGCUGUGGACUACAGCAGGGCUGUCGUGGUCUUCAAGUGGCCGAGAACUGCUGCUAUUCAUCUGACACAACAACCAGUCAAUCACUGUGAAAGACAAACAGUUUAGGGACUACUGACAUGACAGCAAGCUAUGAAAACCAAAUUGAACCUGACCGCUGUCAGCCAUGUGUUCCCACCUCCUCCGUACUGAUACUGUUGUCUCUGAGCCCUGGGAUAGUUACUCUUAUCCAAGCUCAAGGCCCAAAGACAUCAUGAGAAGCACGGUGGGGAAAUGGAGUGCUGUGGAAGUCAGCAAAGCAUGCCAGUCACCUCUCAUAUUUGUGGACUCUAACUUGUAUCAGCUGUAUUUGAAUUUUUUGUUCUUUUCCCCCUGCAAAGCAAAACACUACAGAGUUUAGUAAAACACAGAAAAAGAAGACUUGCUGAACAUGUUUUCAGAGAAGGAUUAUGUUUGAGGGAUAUUUGCAUAGCAAUUUGUGAUGAUCAUAUGCUUGAUCCGUGUAUCGAUGUGAAGUGGUUUGUCAGUUGAGUUUUAGUGUUUUCUGAUUAUAGCUAAUGUUAGGCCGAUGUUUUUGGAUAACGAGCCCUCGAUCAUCUCUAGUAUAUUUCCUCUAGUUCCUCUUUUUACAGGAAAUGAAGAACCAACUUUAGUCCUGUUUAUUGUUUUGAUACUGACAUUUUUACGAGGUUUUCCAGUCGAAAUGUUGAUAGAUUUACACUGUCUCUAAAGCUGGUUUGUACGAUAAUCCUCUGUAAUGAUAUACUUCAAUAUCUUCUCUAUACAUAUUAGUCCUUAUACAGGGCAGUCUAGUCUUAUUGAUUUUAACACUGGAAUCAUAAUAUGCAAAUGAAAGGCAGAUAAAGCAAGAAGAAUUCGAUUUUGGUCAUGUGUUCAACAGAUGAAAUAAGCCUUAAAUAUGCCAUGAAACAGAUUGUCAUACAUGUGGCAGUUGUUGCAAGAAGGCAGCACAAUGGAUGUUUUAAUGCAAAUAAUGAAAUAAAGAAUGCAUGGAAGUGUG